Molecule: messenger RNA, 1090 nt
Organism: Radiomyces spectabilis
Lineage: Eukaryota; Fungi; Mucoromycota; Mucoromycetes; Mucorales; Radiomycetaceae
Exons: 4
Coding region: 214-903 (229 amino acids)
Source: RefSeq, a predicted model, not a curated record
CCGACAGUAUGACCUGACAUGUAGAUCUUGCCAUCGUGAAUGACAAGGCAUGAGCUGCAUGCUCUUUCUCACAGGCCUUAUUCAACGUGCAGCAUUUUUGGCAGGCAGUUCAACGCGUAUGCCGUCCUUUGAAAUUUGGCUGGAUGACUUCUAUGUCUUUUGAGAUCCCACUGUUUUUUUUUCUCUUUACUGUUAUUGUUUACUGCGCUUACUAUGCCUCAUUACAACACUUCCAGCAGUGCUACCACUAGCAAAGAUCGCUUUGCUGUUAUCCUCCAAAUGAAAAUGUUGCUUAAGCAUUACGAUGGAGAGGACGAAGAUCUCCGUAUCGAUAUCGUGAAAGCUGCACCCAAGUUUUUUAAUGCCGCUCAAACCUCGAUUGUCAAAUUGAAGCGCAAGGUCAAGAUCACACCUCGUGACCAAAAGGACAUUGCUGAACUCGAAAACUUGAUGCCACAAGUCCAAGCCAACUUAGACGCUGCUAAUGUUGCCGCUGCCUCUCCUUCUGUACCCGCUUGUAUUCCCGUCUCACCUGUGGCCUCCUCACAUGUGGCCAUGUCUUCCGUGGACUCAUCCUCCGAGGACUUGUCUUCCGUGGACUCAUCCUCCGAGGACUUGUCUUCCGAGGAUUUGUCUUCCAGCACCACACGGGAGCUUCAGAAGGAGACACAGCAUCUGAUGCAAUUGCCGUUGCGACGCAACGGAGAAACCGCCAACGAAAGAACGCAAAAAUGCUAUCCGAAGAACGAAAAGGUCCAACAACCGAUCGAAGAAAAGCCGAUAGGACGACGAAAAGUGUCCUAUCAGCUGUACCCAUUACACCGCCUCUUUCCUGCCGGCGAAGCGAGCCAGGGUGCAUCCGCCAUCCCUCCGUUUCUUCCAAUUUUGCUGAUGGGACCCUAAGUGAAAAGGCCAAAAAAAAAAGAAGGUGAGAUGAAAAGAAAAGGAAAAAAAAAUUGGUAGGACGUACGCUAGGCUCAGUAGCUGCCGCGAUCCGUGUUACGAGACUGAUACGGACGCGGGUUCCCCUGUAUGAACUUACUGAGCCUGCUCUCCCGGCCCAACAUACAAGCACGAUCCAAUAUGAUGC